AUGGAGGCGGCUCCCACUCAAGUGGCAUGCUUGCACUGCCGAGAAAAACAUCUGAAAUGCGACGGAAAUGCAUCUGGAUGUGCGAGAUGUAUUUCUUUGAAUCUAUAUUGUCAAUUCGUCGCUUCGCGUCGCGGCCGCAAGACUCGUCCCGGCCCAUACCAUAUCCCACAGACUCCUGGCCUCGAAAACUACUCCACUCCUGCAGUGAUAACAACACCUCUUUUCCCUCUAGACAAUAUUCUUGAGGAAUCCGGUACUGUUACCGUUCCACAAUCUGUCGGCCAGCAAGGCCUCAACAUCCACCUCAUCUCUUCAUACUACUCGAAUUUCCAUACAGCCCACCCGUUUCUUCCUCCGUUCCAACAAUUCUUGCAGUCGAACCCCCCAAAGUACAUUAUUGAGGUUAUCGAAUUUGUCAGCUCGCAAUAUCUUCCAGCUCACUAUACGGUAAAUACCACUGACCUGCUAAUAUCAUCGGUUGACAAAGCUGGUCUGAGUGUGGAGAAAGUUCAAUCUUUUUUACUCUUGUCAAUAGUCUCUCAUGGGCGCCAGAAUCCAGAAAAAGCAAGAACCUGUCUUUCCUGUGCAAUCAAACAAAGCCUAGACCUUGGCAUGCACCAAAGACAGUUUUCUGACAAUACCGCUAUGCAAGACCCUAUAAGAGCGGAAAGCAUCCGACGAACUUGGUGGGAAAUAUUCGUCGUUGACACCCUCCUUGCUGCGUUACAAAUUGAGGGCUCGCUGCAGGUUGAUAUUGAAGAGUACCCAGACGUGCCGCUUCCGCUUGAGAAAAACGAUUAUAGUGAUUCUUGCAUAGGAAGCCCCCUGAUCUGCCUGCGUGACCUCGAGAGGCAACUCCUCCCACAUGAAGAGGGAGACUUCUCUUCCUUGGCGUACAGGGUCGAAGCCGCCAUCACGCUUCGAAAAUGUUUACUGGUAACCGAGACACAGAUAUCCCAGCAAGCGGGAGACAUCCCCGAUGCAUCCGUAGCUAGCUGGUUUCAUCGAAUACCGAAGUCUAAGCGGGCGACCAUGGACAAUACAGGCGAGAUCGACCAUCCGAUUUUCCAAGCUAUUAUGAUUAUGCACUGCGCUUCCAUUUACCUGCACUAUCCGAGAUCGUAUCUUCCCUCCUUUCUUCCGUCCACCAACCAAGUAAUUUGUUAUCAACCCCCCGGACCAUCCGUGUCAGCAAAUCCCCUGAUCCAUACAGCAAAAGUAGUGAGUUCGGCUGUCAGCGUGUCCAAACUUGCUUCAUUGUCGACGUUAACCACUUCCCAUACCCCAUUUUUCGCCUGCGCUAUGGUUUUGAGCUCCGUCAUACAACUAGCUGUUCUGUCUGCUGACUGGUUGCCGUCAUUCGGAGCAAACUCGCAGUAUGUGGGUUUGAAUAUUGGGGUCCUUAACUCGAUGGGAGACACUUGGGAGAUUGCGCGCGUUUCCAUGCGACGGAUACGUGAGAUGACCAGCGGGGUCCUGGAUACACAAACUGGUGACUCAAGAGUAUUGCUUAAUGUUCUUGACCUACAGCCAUAA
Molecule: messenger RNA, 1536 nt
Organism: Aspergillus versicolor CBS 583.65
Lineage: Eukaryota; Fungi; Ascomycota; Eurotiomycetes; Eurotiales; Aspergillaceae
Product: Zn(II)2Cys6 transcription factor
Exons: 1
Coding region: 1-1536 (511 amino acids)
Biological process (GO): regulation of DNA-templated transcription; DNA-templated transcription
Molecular function (GO): DNA binding; DNA-binding transcription factor activity, RNA polymerase II-specific; zinc ion binding
Source: RefSeq, a predicted model, not a curated record